UGCUUAGAAAGGGUGCGGGUUUGGCGCAGUGGAAAUUAUAGGCGACUGCUAUCACCAAGUCGGCCAUCUGUGCGCUGGGCUUUUAUCUUCGUGUUUCGAAUUUUAAAAACACAGUCGACAAUUGGGAUUUUUAUCGAAUUGUAUAGAUAUUUUGUUUUAAUUAUUUAAUAGAUAGCACAAUGAGCUCUAUCAACGUGAAUAAGUUAAAGGUAAACGAGUUGAAGGACGAGUUGAAGAAGAGGCAGCUGUCGGACAAGGGGCUGAAGGCGGAUCUUAUGGACCGGCUGCAGGCCGCGCUGAAUGAAGAGGCUCUAGCCAGAGGAGCUGAGAUCGGGGAGAACGGCGGCCAAGGCGAAGGAGCUGUCGGCCUGAAUGACAUGGGCGAGGAGGACUUGGAUGAAGACCUAGUUGAGGAGAGGAUGGAGGCGGGCGGAGUAGAGGAUGAAGAUAGGUGCGAAGGGAAAGCAGAGAAAGAAUGCGCCAAUAUCGACGAUGAUAUGGGGGAAGAGGAGGAUGCGGGAGUAGAUAUGGAUAAAUCCGACGAGGAUGAAGAUGCUCUACUGAAAGAAGAAGAGGAUGAUGAUGAUGAGGAGAUGGAUAAAUUCGAUGAUGAUGAUGCUGCACUGGGGACUCUCGAGAGAGAGGGGGAUGCGGACAAAGACACGAGCGCUGAGCAGAAGAAUAAGAAGGGCGUUAAGAGACGCCGGGAGGAACAUGGAAGGGGCUACUUUGAGUUUAUUGAAGAAAGCAAGUACAGCCGAGCCAAGUCCCCCCAGCCCCCACUGGAGGAAGAGGACGAGGAGUUUGACGACAGCACUGUCUGCCUGGACACCUAUAACAGUGACCUGCACUUCAAGGUGUCCCGGGACCGUUACAGCGCGUCAUCCCUUACCAUGGAGAGCUUUGCCUACCUGUGGGCUGGAGGCAGGGCUUCCUACGGAGUAGCUCAGGGCAAGGCCUGCUUUGAGAUGAAGAUCAUUGAGAAGAUCCCAGUGAAACAUAUCUCCAGUAAAGGCAUGGAUAUCCAUGAGGUUCUGGUGGGCUGGUCACUAGCCAAUGGAACACUGUUACUGGGAGAAGAGGAACACUCGUAUGCCUUCUCUGCCAAAGGGAAGAAAACCACCAACUGUGUCACAGAAGACUUCGGAGAGUGCUUCGACGAAAACGAUGUCGUCGGAUGCCUAAUCAACUUUGAAGGCUCGGAGGUGGAGCUAUCGUUCAGUAAGAACGAUCAGGACCUAGGCGUGGCCUUCAAAGUUGACAAGGCAUCUUUGGACGGACGGCCCCUGUUCCCUCACGUCCUCUGUCACAACUGUGCUGUAGAGUUCAACUUCGGCCAGAGGGAGGCACCACUGUUCGUCCCACCGGCCGACUACAGCUUCCUACAGCAGGUCCCUGUGAGCAAGAGGGUCCGAGGCCCCAAAGGGCCCGACACCAAGGAUGACUGUGAGGUGAUCGUGAUGGUAGGCCUGCCUGGCGCUGGGAAGACGGCGUGGGUAACCAAGCACACUCAGGAGCACCCUGGGAAAUACAACAUCCUGGGAACCAACACCAUCCUGGAGAAAAUGAUGAUCGCCAGUCUGAAACGCCAAAUGAAGGAUGUCACCAAACUCACCGCCAUCUCCCAGCGUGCACCUCUUUUCCUGGGAAAAUUCAUUGAGAUUGCUGCACGCAAAAAACGCAACUACAUCCUUGACCAGACCAAUGUGUCGGCCCCGGCCCAGAGGAGGAAGAUGUGUCUGUUUGCAGGCUUCCAGAGAAAGGCCGUGGUGGUGUGUCCUACUGACGACGACUACAAGCAGAGGACACAGAAGAAAGCCGAGACGGAUGGUAAAGACGUCCCCGAGCACGCCGUACUCAAGAUGAAAGGUAUCUACACCCUGCCGGAGCCAGGGGAUUGCUUUAGUGAGGUGAGCUUUGUGGAGCUGCAGAAGGACGAGGCCUCCAAGCUGCUGGACUUGUACAAGGAGGAGAGUCGCUCCGCCCUGCCCCCAGAGAAGAAGGCCAACCAGGGGGGCACGCCACCCAAGAGAGGGGGCAACCACCGCAGCCGUGGGGGCAGAGGGCAGGGGCAGUGGGGAGGUGGUCAGGGGCAGAGGGGGGGCAGAGGAGGCUUCCAGAUCAGAGGCAACUUCAGGGGAGGUGAGCAAUGACCUCGUGGUGGAUUCAGUCGUCCCCCCAGAGGUUUCCUCCCUCCUCCGGCCUUCCGAGGGGGCUUCUCCAACCGGGGCAACUUCAACAGGGGGAGCGGGGGCAUGCCCAGCAGAGGGGGUGCACCCAGGGGGGGUCCUGGAAGGGGCAACAUGAGGAACAUGGGGGGUAAUAGGGGAGGCAAUAUGCACCGAGGCAGCAUGACCCGCGGAGGAGGUGGAGGUGGAAGAGGACGUGGGGACAACAGGGGCAACUUCACACAGAAGUUCAGAGGCAGAGGAGGCAACAAUCGCAGCUUCAACAAGAACAGCAACUUUGGCAUGAACAAGGCCCAGGCCUUCAACCAGAGCUGGCAGCAGGGGUUCUGGAACCAGAAGCCAUGGAGCCAACAGUACCACCCAGGAUACUACUGAGCAUGUGCGGUAGAGAGACUGACUGACAGCACACAGACACACCCCCUCACUACAAACCCCGUCCCCCCCGGCGCAUACGCGCCAACUCCCGUUGCGCUCCAUUUUACCUUCUCCCCUCCUCCUUUUUCCUCUCCUCUUCCUUCGUUUUAGGAAGAAAGAGCAUUCCACUGCUGAGAUGGACUGCCGGUUCUGAGACAAAGACAACAAACGCUUUCUGGGCUCCUUUACUUUCUGCGUUUUGAUUUUGUAUAUUUGUAUUGCUUUUACGUUUCAGAGCCGGAGCUCUCAAGCGUUCGCCUUCAGAAACCUUGGCUUUCAUCCAGCAUGUGAUGUCUCUUAAAAAACUUUUCAGGGUUCUGUGUUUUUAUCUGUAAAGAUGUACUUUUUACUACAACGAUCAUGAUGAUGAUGAUAGAUAUUUCUUUCCGAUUUUUUGCUUUACAUUAUGUUGUUUUAUGUUUUUAAGAAUCAGGAGAGGCUAGCACUCACUUUAGACACAUAGCAUUUGUGAGGUGUCGUAAUUCUAGUCCUGCUGCAAAUACGUUUGUUUCUAGUAAGUAAAGUGAAGUUUAAGCUGUAAUAAAAAAUUAUAUGCUUAAAAAUAUAUAUAUCAGUGUAAUUUAACUAACAGACAGUCCACAUAAACACAGGAAUUGCUCUCGAUGGUGCAUCUUACUUGGUAUGCGAAUCCAUAUUUUUCAAUAUCAAAGGUGUUAGAAAAGCCUUUGAUAUGAGAAGCACCGUCUCAGAUAGAGUAGCUGUCUUGUUAAAAUUAAUAAAAUGUCUUGCUAUA
Oncorhynchus gorbuscha (pink salmon) is the source of this 3357-nucleotide messenger RNA. It is a transcript of the gene hnrnpua, whose product is annotated as heterogeneous nuclear ribonucleoprotein Ua. NCBI's taxonomy places the organism in Eukaryota, Metazoa, Chordata, Actinopteri, Salmoniformes, Salmonidae. The record is from RefSeq and is a predicted model, not a curated record. Gene Ontology annotation, biological process: CRD-mediated mRNA stabilization; negative regulation of telomere maintenance via telomerase; positive regulation of attachment of mitotic spindle microtubules to kinetochore. Gene Ontology annotation, molecular function: transcription corepressor activity; TFIIH-class transcription factor complex binding; ribonucleoprotein complex binding. Gene Ontology annotation, cellular component: CRD-mediated mRNA stability complex; centrosome; kinetochore.